This is a messenger RNA of Mus musculus (house mouse), 1284 nucleotides long. Its product is annotated as nuclear body protein SP140-like. The record is from RefSeq and is a predicted model, not a curated record. Bases 1 to 621 code for a protein of 206 amino acids. NCBI's taxonomy places the organism in Eukaryota, Metazoa, Chordata, Mammalia, Rodentia, Muridae. The transcript is spliced from 7 exons.
AUGGCAGGAGGCAACAAUGAACUCAGCAGCAGGACAAUCCCAGAGGACCAGAAUGAAGAGGAGUCAGAUGACUAUCAGCUCAUGUUCAAGCACUUCAAAGAAAACAAGGUGGAGAUCGCAAGUGCCAUCACCAAGCCGUUUCCUUUCCUCAUGAGCCUUCGAGACCGAGACUUCAUCUCGGAGCAGAAGUUUCAGGAAUAUCAAGGAACAUGUAGGAACCUGCUCCCAGUGGAGAGAGUCGUGUACGACAUCCUCAGCAAUGUACAGAAGAAGUUUAGCCAGGAUCUUCUGAAAGUGAUAUUCAGCAAAACACAUCUGAAGGCCUACCCCGACUUAAACGAGACUCUAAAACACUUCUUCCUAAAUGCAUCCAAAACGAAUGAUGAACAAGCAGAGGAGAUGCAAUGCAAUGGAGGAGAGGGAAGUAGUUCUUGUGAACAAACGUGUGAUGAACAAGAGCCCCAGGAUGACCUGCCUUCAUCCCUGAGACAAGAAGCAGGGCUUCAGAGUUGCCUGAAGAACCAGGAACAACUUGAAGAUAGAGAAGCAAACAGGACUCCCCGAGUUCUGUCCUCACAUGACCCAACUGCCUCUGGCUCUGGGAUUUGGAUUAUCUUCUGACUUACAAAGGUGAUGUCCCUUCAUCCCUGGAGGUGCUUCAGCCUGUUGGCUACACCCAGAAGUACAGCAUGAUACAGCACAGGGCAGGCUUGCUGUCAGGACUGAGUUCAUUCUCCACACUCACCUGAAACUUCUGCUCCGAGAUGAAGUCUCGGUCUCGAAGGCUCAUGAGGAAAGGAAACGGCUUGGUGAUGGCACUUGCGAUCUCCACCUUGUUUUCUUUGAAGUGCUUGAACAUGAGCUGAUAGUCAUCUGACUCCUCUUCAUUCUGGUCCUCUGGGAUUGUCCUAGGGGACAGAUUCCAUGCAGAAGUAGAUACUGGUUUACAAGAUGCUACCAAUGGCUGGAUAAUUACUGACAUGAAGACUGGUCUGCUAAUAUAAAAUUAAAAUUUUAAACAUCUCAUUUAGUGAUCAAGUUCUGGUGCUUUGAGUUUGAUUUGCUCGGGACAGGGUUAUCAUCUGUAAGUCUGGCUUGCCUAAAAGUUACUAUGUAGACAAGGCUAUCCUCACACAUAGAUUUCACCUGCCUCUGCUGCCUGAGUGCUCAGAUUUAAAUUAUGUUCCAUCAUGUCCAGUACUGUGAUUAGUUUUAAUUGUCAACCUGACACAAUCUAUAAUCAUCUUGGAUUGUAUGAGUCUUAAUAAAGGAUUGUCUAGAUUA